GUUUGGAAAGACACGAUCUUACAGUCGGAUGGUGUCGGGAAUGUUGUUGAUCUGGUUAUGAAUGAAAACGUUGAUGUUAUAUUUGGUUCUCCAUCUUCAAGAGUCACUGUUCCCGCGGCACAUUUGACCUCACAUUGGAAUUUCCCGCACAUUUCCUGGGCUGCCAACAGCUACGAUCUGGCUGACAAAACGCUCUAUACCACCUUUGUUCGGACAAGCGGACCUUUAAGUCAAUCGGGCAGAUCAUUGGUUACAAUGUUUCAAAUAUUUGAUUGGACAACGAUUGGGCUAUUGUAUAUUGAUUAUGGACUCUGUCUAUACAGUGCCAACGGCAUUAAGGACUUUUUUAACGAAGCAAACCUGACAAUAACACAGAGCAUAGCAUAUCCACCAAACGUGUAUUUAGAAACUGCUGUCGUUGAUAAUUAUCUCAAGCUCAUAAAAAGAACCAGUAGAAUAAUAUUUUUGUGUGUCGACGCGGACUUAAGGCGCUUUCUGAUUCGUGCUUGUGUGGUAGGAAUGUGUAACGGGGAAUAUUUAUUUAUCUUUACGGGACUCGACCCACCAACAACGGCACUGUGGAAACAAGGGGAUGCAGAUGAUUCUACUGCGAAAAGAGCGUUUAAAUACUUGUUAUUCGUAACACCGGCCCAAUGGGUUGGAGACGAGGGUAAACAGCGCCUAGAUGCGUUUUCGGUAGAAGUGAUUGAUAGAAUGGCGGAACCUCCCUGGAACAGCACAUACGCUAAGGAUAAUGGCAUAGAGGCAGGAACUGGCGCCCAGAAUUUGUAUGAAGCCAUGUAUCUAUACGGCCUAUGGUUGAAUUAUUCCUCGGAAAAUAAUAUUGAUAAAAGGGACGGUGCGGCAAUGCUACAGUUUACGAAAGAUCUAUCAUUCGAAGGAAUUUCUGGACCAUGCGAUAUGGGCCUUUCUGGAGAUAGAAUACCGUAUUUUUGGAUCUACCAGUUUGUUGGAGUUGAUAAUGAAGCGGAAAUUGUGGCUAUUUCUGAGACCAAACUUAAGAAAAUAAAAGAGAUAACGGGAUUUAGAUGGCACACGGCUGAUGGAAAUCCGCCGGUAGAUAUUCCUAUAUGUGGAUAUUUUGAUGAAAAGUGUCGUGUCGAUGAAACAGACAAUACCGUUAUAAUAGUGUUGGUAUGCAUGUUCGUCAUCAUUUUGGCGUCCGUAGCGUCAGCCACUGUGCUUAUCAUAAGGAGAAAGAAAAUGGAGGAAGAACUGCUACAAAGUAUUUGGAAAGUAAGGUUAGAUGACGUGGAGCUCCAGAAAUCAAAAGCAGCGUUCGGAUCGAGGAUGAAUAUGAAGUCAUUGACGGCUCUACAGGACUCCACCACCAAGGAAAAUGUUUCCUGUACAAGCUCCACAAAUGAUUUAAAUGCUAACACAGAUAUUCUGUUAACGACGGUUGCCCUGUAUAAAGGACAGACUGUGUGUGUGAGAACGGUCCGCAAGCCAUCUGUGUUAUCGAAAGAGGAUCUCUAUGAUCUAAAAGCGAUGCGUGAACUAAAUCAUGACAACAUCAAUCCUUUUCUGGGAGCUUGUUUUGAUACGCCGUCACCAUUCAUGUUAUUUCUGUACUGUCCCAAAGGAAGCCUACAGGAUAUCCUCGAAAACGAUGAAAUAAAACUGGACUCGACUUUUAAAUAUUCUUUAACGAUGGACCUUGUUCAGGGUAUGAUUUACAUACAUAAUUCUAAAUUGAUGGUCCAUGGACGGCUGAAGAGCUCCAACUGUCUCGUGGAUAACAGAUGGACUUUAAAGAUAACCGACUACGGUAUAGAGAAAUUUCUGGACAAACAAGUGAAUGAAAACAUAGAAGACCAUCAGAAAUAUAAAGAAAUGCUGUGGACGGCGCCUGAAUUACUGGCAGAUAGUACCCUACCAAAAAGCAAAGAAGCUGAUGUUUACAGUUUUGGGAUUAUCCUUCAUGAGAUUUCCUACAGAAUGGGACCAUUUUCAGGAAUUGGUCAUAUGACCGCAAAAGACAUCAUUGGACGCGUAAGAAAUAGAGAAAACAAUCCGUGUAGACCGGAAAUAUUUUCCGACCUGGAAGUGGCGUCAGAGGUCAAGAAACUAAUGCAGUUGUGUUGGCUUGACAACGAAAGUGAAAGACCAACAUUCAAUAUCAUAAAAAACUUCAUAAAGAAAAAUAUACAGCACGGAAAGAGUGCUAAUAUUGUGGAUAUUAUAUUGAACCGUCUGGAGAAAUACGCGAGCAAUCUAGAGGAGCUUGUGGACCAGAGGACGCAACAACUCAUGCAGGAAAAACAGAAAACUGAUAAAUUAUUAUAUCGGAUGCUACCUAAAAGCUGUGCUGAUAAGCUGAAAGUCGGCGAUCCUUUGUUGCCGGAAAUGUACGAAUCGGCAACUGUCUUUUUCUCGGACAUCGUUGGUUUUACAACACUUGCUUCUAAAAGUUCUCCGAUGCAAGUCAUUGACCUUUUGAAUGACCUCUACAGCUGUUUUGAUGAUGUUAUUUCAAAGUACGAUGCAUACAAGGUUGAGACGAUAGGAGAUGCGUACCUUGUGGUAAGCGGAAUACCGACAAGGAAUGGAGAUCUACACGCAGGAGUCAUAGCGGAUAUGUCAUUGGAUAUCAUCAAAGAAGCCGGAAAGUUCCGAGUCAAACAUCUACCAGAGGAAGAGGUUCGAGUCCGUAUCGGAAUGCACACUGGUCCAUGUUGUGCCGGUGUCGUCGGACUAUCCAUGCCAAGAUACUGUCUGUUUGGAGACACAGUGAAUACCGCUAGUAGGAUGGAAUCGAACGGCGCAGCCAACAAAGUGCAUCUGAGUGAGGCAACUUAUACAGCAUUACAUUUUCUCGGAGGUUAUGAGACAACAUAUAGAGCUGAAAUACCAAUUAAGGGUAAGGGACUGAUGAGGACGUACUGGUUAGAAAACUCCCUCAACAAGCGAGGGUGCCCUCGGCGUAUCACGAAUACAGGAGUUCCAAAUUUAAUUGAAUAGACACAACUCACCAGCUCAAAAAAUUGUAUUUUGUAGUUUCAUUUUAGAAGUCAAACAUUGUUAUUUCACUGUAGUGUGUAUAUCAUAGUAAGUGAAAAUAUUGUCAGGGGAGGUAAUUAGUAAAAGUAUUAAUUUUUUGGAAUACCUUCUUUUACAAAUAAAUUUUGUCAUACAUUUAGAAAAACAAUGUACGUGUAUUGCAUAUAUUUUAUAUAUAUUGUACCUUAUAAAACAUCUUGACUUGCACCCAUUGGUUUAGCAUAUCAUUUCUUCAUGUUGACAAAUCAUUAAUCAAUAUUUUACUUUCAUUUAGAAAACAAUUCCAGGCAUAAUUUCCCUUUAUAUAAAUGGUAUAUAAUGGUAUAAACACAUGAACCAUUCCCUUAAGAAUAUGUGCAAGGACUGGUGUCUUCUAUACCACGUGACUUUUUAACGACGAAGUAAGAAAGAUUAUUUGUCUAUAUGAACGCUGCAGUCGUAGUUUUAUGAAUGUACACAAAUAGUCCAAUGUAGUUAAAACAUGUUUUGUUGAAACCCAUAUCGGGUCCUGUCAUAGAGUCAUAGGUAAACACUUUCAAUGUCUGAACUUUUGUCAUUAGAGCAUUUCAUAUCUUAAAGGAACUCUACGGAGGUCCAAAACCCUAAAAACACAAUAAAAAUGAAUUUCUUACAGAGAUCAGCUGGAGAAUUUAAAAGAGAAAGAUAUGUAAAAGAUAAUGUAGAAAUAUACUCAAAAAUAAAUUAAAAACAAUUUAAUCAAGCUCGAUUUGAGUGAAAAGCGUUUCAACGCAAUUGUCUGGACCUAUCUACAUCAAAUAAAAUAUUAAUCACAAAAAAUAUGUUCAGUCCUAUCAAGUCAAGAAACCUCAGUGGAGUCCCUUUAACCAAUAGCUAUUUUUAUACCCAGGCAUCUAUUACAAACCCUUUAUCCUGUUUGAUUGCAAUAUGUUAGAAGACACAGUAAAAAAAAUCUUACAUGGGCACGUCCAUUUUUGUCUGUCUGGACAACACGUACCACUCUGGGAAGUUUUCUAUAUGACCUAGCACUGCUCAAAAUGAAUAGUGAUAAAAUGACCCGGAUCGUGACCUGCACUGGUCGCAUGGUAUAAUUUAAUGUGCCCUUACUCCAAACCUUUGUAGGCUAUAUUUUUAAACAUAAAUAUUUUAAAGUUAUAAGAGUGUCACGAUGGUCCUUUCCCUUUUCGUUUUUAUUCACAGGUCACAUUUUGUAUGAUUGUGAUUAUUUCAGGGGAAAAUGUAUUAUUUUAUGGGUUUUUUUUUAUUUUUACCUACGAUUCGUACGUAUAAACCAGUGAAUUUUUUGUUUUGUUUGUCUUCUUUUUUUCCAUCUAACUGCAAAUUUUUUCCUCGUGUUUCUGUCAAGGAUUAUGUUAUGUUUCAUAUUAAAUUAAUUAACAUCAUUCUAUGAAUGUUUAUGUUUAACAGUACUCCGAUUAAAAAGUUUUUUACUGAGAUUUCUUAAUAAGACGAAAAUAACGUGAUUUACGUGCAAAAAAAAAGAGAACGACAUCGGUGAUAAUCGGUAAAUGUUACUGCCGACACUCCUAAACUGACCAUUGUGUAUCAUAUAAAAAAAACUCCUGCCAAACUUGGAUUACUUAGCUACAGACACUUUGGAGUUUUAUGGGACGUUUAUGAGUGGGUUUUUUUACUGUUGGUAGUAAUUCAAAUAGGCAAUUAAGUGUUGAUAUAUGAAUUUAGUUAUCAAACAAAUGUUACGUUACUAAAAUCAGCUCCUAAAUAAUGCUAGGCAUAAGGAUCUGACGGUCAGCAAUAGGUUGUCACCUUCUCCUGAUUUUCAAACAGCCAAUCAUGGGCGAGUUUUCACAAUUUUGAAUGUGAUGCGGUGUCUAAUUUUAACCGCAGGAAAACCAAUACUGAGUAGGUAAUUUUUCACGAUUUCGAGAACAAACAUCGCUUUGUCCAUAUUGCCUGCUUGUAAACUGGCAAUGCAAGCUUACCCAUUAAAAAGUGUGUCUAUUAUUUCCAGUUAACUUGUUUCAAAUAACUUCAAACAUUUUUUUUUCUUACAAAAAAUCAACAAUUUGUUUUACUUCCACGGACAAUGAUUUUUUGAUAUUCGUCUAAUGCCUAUCUUUAAUAACCGGUUUGAUUGCAUGGCUCAAAAUAGCUUUCUCGGGAAAUCCGAAUCAUAAUGAAGGCGAAACAUAUACGGUGGUUAUCAGAUCUACAUGUAAGAAAUAAGUAAAUUUGAACUUUAGUCAGAUUGUGUUGCCAUGUGUUUUCCUACUGACAAAAUAAUGAAAGGGAUAUAACUCGUUUUGAAUAAGUCGUCGAUUGUCUCCCUUAUGUUUAGGAAUUGCAUUGUUAAUUUCUUGUUGAAGAAUUCUAUAUAUUUUAUCACCUUUGUCUUUUUGUUUUA
This is a messenger RNA of Ruditapes philippinarum (Manila clam), 5389 nucleotides long. Its product is annotated as atrial natriuretic peptide receptor 1-like. The record is from RefSeq and is a predicted model, not a curated record. Lineage: Eukaryota; Metazoa; Mollusca; Bivalvia; Venerida; Veneridae. Gene Ontology annotation, biological process: protein phosphorylation; intracellular signal transduction; cGMP biosynthetic process. Bases 58 to 2985 code for a protein of 975 amino acids. The transcript has 24 exons. Gene Ontology annotation, molecular function: peptide receptor activity; protein kinase activity; ATP binding.